AUGGCGCCCGCGAUCGUGCAGAACAUCUCCUCGCGCCUGCAUCGCAUGAGCACCGGCGGCGGCGAUAAGGAUUACAACCCACAACGCGAAGACGAGAAGGCCAAGCUCGCAGAGUGGGAGGCGGAGAAGAGAACACUUGAGCCCAGCGAAGUCGCCCAAAACCCUGGCCAGAAACCUGUCGGCCACUCCUCGAAAUAUCUACGCAAAGAAGACUUCGAUCUGGUCAAGACGCUGGGUACUGGCACAUUCGCGCGAGUCUGGCUGGUGAAGAUCGCGAACCGGAAAAAGGAAGACAACAACAAGGUCUUUGCGCUGAAGAUAUUACGGAAGGUCGACGUGAUACGGUUGAAGCAGGUCGAGCAUGUGCGCAAUGAGCGAAACGUGCUGGCGGCUGUCGCAGGACACCCGUUCAUUACGACGAUGGUUGCGAGCUUCCAGGAUAACGACACCCUGUACAUGCUUCUCGACUACUGCCCUGGUGGCGAGGUCUUCUCUUACCUACGACGAGCGCGACGAUUCAACGAAGCUACAUCACAGUUUUACGCGGCGGAGAUAGUGUUAAUACUGGAGUUCCUACACGACAGGCAAGGAGUGGCCUACCGAGACAUGAAACCUGAGAAUAUCCUUAUUGACGCUCAGGGGCAUCUCAAACUUGUCGACUUUGGCUUUGCGAAGAAGGUGGAUAACAGAGAGACAUACACUCUCUGCGGCACUCCCGAAUACCUCGCGCCCGAAGUCAUUCGCAACACCGGCCACGGCACCGCAGUAGACUGGUGGGCCUUCGGCAUCCUCAUAUACGAAUUCCUGGUCGGCCAGCCGCCCUUUUGGGACCAGAACCCAAUGAAGAUCUACGAACAGAUUGUCGAAGGCAAAGUACGAUACCCUUCAGCUAUGUCUGAAGACGCUCGCGACAUCAUCGGCGGGCUUUGCACAGUAGACGUCAGCAAGCGGCUAGGAAAUGUGAAGGGCGGAUCGGCGACGGUGAAGGCGCAUCCGUGGUUCAAGAACAUUGACUGGGAUGCUGUGUAUCACCGGAAGAUGCAAGGGCCGAUCGUGCCGCAUCUUAAGAGCGCGGACGACACGAGGAAUUUUGAUGAGUAUGAUGCUGAGCCGGUGCAUCGCGACCCUUAUACGAAGGAACUUCAAGAGAAGUAUGACAAGAGCUUCGCGGACUUCUAG
Molecule: messenger RNA, 1179 nt
Organism: Saxophila tyrrhenica
Lineage: Eukaryota; Fungi; Ascomycota; Dothideomycetes; Mycosphaerellales; Extremaceae
Gene: PKA4
Product: cytochrome c oxidase subunit 1
Exons: 3
Coding region: 1-1179 (392 amino acids)
Biological process (GO): signal transduction; peptidyl-serine phosphorylation
Cellular component (GO): cAMP-dependent protein kinase complex; cytosol
Molecular function (GO): ATP binding; cAMP-dependent protein kinase activity
Source: RefSeq, a predicted model, not a curated record